UACAGUAGCCUUGAUUGUUUAGUUUUUGAUUACAGUCUAUCAACAACAACUAUGUCUUUAUAUACCACACCUAAACUAUGUUUUGCCUUUUUAUUGUAAAUAAAAUAGUUACAAAAACAAACAGCAAAGCAUUUUGAGCGGGAAAUACAGUCAGUCUCCACUUUCCGCUUGUUUGAACACAGGAGGCGCGCUGUGAUUGGCCAGCAGCCACGCAUCAGCCAAUCACAAGCCGCUGCGUCUCAACGGCUGGAACUCGUGGGCGAGAAACGCUUUAAAAGAGGCCCGACAGCCAUGCAGCGGCGUAUUCAGCUUAUAGAUCACUAAGCAGAAGCAGCAAUGGCCAGAACCAAGCAGACCGCCCGUAAAUCCACCGGAGGCAAAGCCCCCAGGAAGCAGCUCGCCACUAAGGCUGCCCGCAAGAGCGCCCCGGCUACCGGUGGAGUGAAAAAGCCUCACCGUUAUAGGCCUGGUACCGUGGCUCUUAGAGAGAUCCGCCGCUACCAGAAGUCCACCGAGUUGCUGAUCCGCAAGCUGCCUUUCCAGCGUCUGGUGCGAGAAAUCGCUCAGGACUUCAAGACUGACCUGCGCUUCCAGAGCUCCGCCGUCAUGGCCCUGCAGGAGUCCAGCGAGGCUUAUCUGGUCGGCCUUUUCGAGGACACAAACCUGUGCGCCAUCCACGCCAAGAGGGUCACCAUCAUGCCCAAGGACAUCCAGCUGGCCCGCCGCAUCCGCGGAGAGCGCGCUUAAACUACAGUUGUCCGACACACGUCAAACCCCAAAGGCUCUUUUCAGAGCCACUCAAUUUACACAAAACGAGAGAAUUUCUUUUAUAUUUAGUAGUUUAAUUUACAUUGACAUUCGAAAGUGUGUUGUGAGAAAUUAAAUUUGAUUACAAGAAUUUUAAUUAUAGUAAUGUUUUAAUCCCAUAUGCCAAGCGGUUUUAAAUGAGAAGCAAGCUGAACCGCUCUAAAUAGUAGCUAGAAACAGUAGUCCAAGCUUUAGAUGCUUCGCUUCUUUCUAAAGUCUAUGGGUGUCUUGAUUAAGAUUUUAUAUAUAAUUAAAUAUUUAAUAUAUUAAAAAUAAUAAAUGGAAAUGCAUCAAUUGUGGCAACAAGUCACUUGCAGCCUGCUAACGAACACUUACUGUCACAAGAAUUGAUUCACAAUACAAAAAAAAAAAGUUUACAGAAGCUUCUAUUUAUAAACUUGACGCAUUACAUGAAGAUAAGUGAACGAAGCAAUAAGUAAAUUACUUAAUGAAUGAAUAAGUACAUCAUUUCCUGAUUAGCAGAUUUAGGUAUUACAUUUACAUAAAAAUAAAAAAAAACAUGGAUGUAAAAUGAUAUUCAUCAGAUAAACAAGGAAUUUUUUUCCCAGAGAUGGGUUGCAGCUCGAAGGGCAUC
Danio rerio (zebrafish) is the source of this 1402-nucleotide messenger RNA. NCBI's taxonomy places the organism in Eukaryota, Metazoa, Chordata, Actinopteri, Cypriniformes, Danionidae. The record is from RefSeq and is a predicted model, not a curated record.